Molecule: messenger RNA, 2495 nt
Organism: Notolabrus celidotus (New Zealand spotty)
Lineage: Eukaryota; Metazoa; Chordata; Actinopteri; Labriformes; Labridae
Gene: mmp17b
Product: matrix metallopeptidase 17b
Exons: 11
Coding region: 40-1914 (624 amino acids)
Biological process (GO): collagen catabolic process; extracellular matrix organization; proteolysis
Cellular component (GO): extracellular matrix
Molecular function (GO): zinc ion binding; metalloendopeptidase activity
Source: RefSeq, a predicted model, not a curated record
UCUGAGGUGAUUAUUUGUAAAAAAAAAUAUGCAGCCAAGAUGAGAACGUGGAUCCUCUUUCUGUUCCUGGGCCAUGGAAGGAUGCAAACACCCUCCACUGCUGAUGUGACCCUGGGACCCUCCUCUGCACCUGUGGCCCCCACUGAAGAUGAGAGUACACAGCUGGUGGAUUGGUUGAUGAAGUAUGGCUACCUCCCGCCCCCUGACCCCUCCACUGGUCAGCUACAGGCAUGGACAGCCGUCACUAAUGCUGUCAGAGCCAUGCAGAGGUUUGCAGGCCUCAAGGACACUGGACUUGUAGACGAGGACACGAUGAUGUUGAUGAACAGUCCACGAUGCUCACUUCCAGACGAGGAUGAGCUGUCAAAGUCAGCAGUCAGCCGUGAGGGGAGGGACAUGAGGAGAAGGAGGAGGAGAGCUGUCUCAAUGUGGAACCGCAGGAACAUAAACUGGAGGUUGCAUUCGUACCCGUCUUCCUCUCAGCUGUCCCGGGAAACAAUUCGCUCUCUGGUUUUUUACGCUUUAAGAGUGUGGGCUGAGCCAACUCCGCUGGAGUUUCAUGAGGUGGGGAAUCCAGAGACAGCAGACCUACAGGUAGACUUCCUGCAUGGUUACCAUGGUGAUGGCUAUCCCUUUGAUGGGGCAGGUGGCGCAGUGGGCCAUGCUUUCUUCCCAUCUGACCCCGCACGGGCAGGAGGAGUUCACCUGGAUGCAGAGGAGGCGUGGGCUUUCAGACAGCCAGCCUCUGAGGGCACUGACCUGUUCACCGUGCUGGUUCAUGAGUUUGGACAUGCACUCGGACUAGCUCACUCCUCGUCCCGGCACUCAGUGAUGAGGCCGUACUAUCAGGGACCUGCAGGAGAUCCUCUACACUUCCGCCUGGGACCCCAAGACCUGGAGCACAUCACCCAGCUCUACGGUAAGAGGAACCAGCUGCUGGCCACAGAUGCUCCCCGCCUCGCUCCAGACCUUCAGCUGCGUCACAGAGGACACGACCAUCGUCAUCACAGCCACAGCUCCGACAUCAACCGCUGUAACACCAGUUUUGAUGCGGUGGCGAGGAUCAGAGGAGAGACUUUCUUCUUUAAAGGUCUGACGAUGUGGAGGGUUAACGGCGGGGGCUUGGUGUCGGGUCGGGGGGCUUCAGUCAGGCGACUGUGGAGGGGUCUUCCUCCUGACCUGCCUCGUCUGCACGCUGUGCUGGAGAGACAGUCUGAUCAUGCCAUCAUCUUCAUCAGUGGUUCACAGUUCUGGCUAUUCAGGGAUCUGUCCCUGCAGGAGGGCUACCCUCAGCCUCUGUCUGCCCUCAGGAUGGGCCUGAGCUUAGCUUCAACUGUUGAUGAAAACGAUGAAGAGGAGGCGGCAGAAAGAUGGGGUCUGGUCUGGGACCCACAGGACGGUCCUCUGUGGGGGGACAUGGGAGACGCGGAGGACAAGAAGCAGGGAGACACCUGGACUCAGCUGCUGAGGGAGGGAGUCAGCGGUAUCACCACAGAGAGCGACGGCUCCGUCUAUCUCUUCAAAGGAGACCUCUACUGGAGGUUUUCCUUCCCCGGCUCCCCGCUGCAGGACGGUUACCCAAAAUCCUCUGGGGCAGACUGGCUGGACUGUCCUGACUCCUCCUCUUUCUCCUCCUCCUCCUCCUCCUCCUCACCUGGGGGGAACGACCUUUCCUUGUCUCUGUCUCCUCCUGCAGGGCGACAAGAGCUUCAGGAGAGCUGGAGGGAGGAGUCGGAGAGAGAGGAAGCAGGAGGAAGAAGGAGGAACAGGCAUGAAAACAAACACAAAGACACAGAGGAUAUAGGUGCACACAUCUGGACACAUUGCACCUGCCAAAACAAAGCACCUGGUGGCGGGACAACAUUUUUAAAUGCUUUCGUUCUCCUGAUCAUGUCAACACUGUUUGCCCUUUAAAGCUGCAUACAGACAACUUCAGUCCUCAGUCUUCUUCAGGCGUAAAAGCAACGCUAAAUUUUGUGCAGCAAAACUGCACAAAAAUGAUGUAAAGAUGCAUUUUAUAGGGCUGAAAAAUCACAGUAUUUACAUCAUUUUAAUAUUUAUAUAAGUUGAUUUUUUCUAUUUGUGUAGAACCCUGAACCCCAUUAAAAAGAGAAAAGUUGUUUGAUGUCAUUGUGAAGACAGACUGCAUGAAGCAGUCAAUUUUACUGUCUUAAAGUCAGAAUUAGAAUGCCUUUAUUCCUUCACCGUAUCAACCUGGUUAUUUUGAGUUCAUGAGCUCUGUGGUAAGCCACGUUUCAACCGAUGUCCUUGUCAGAUACAGUGAAACUGAGACUCAGAGAUGACUAGACAGAUGCUCCUCAGAUGAAAAAGAACAGUGGCUGUUGGUUUCCGUCGGAGAAAACUUGGUACUGAUCCCGGCUAACAAGAGUGAGGGAAAAAAUGUACACAGCAUGGUAUUUUUUGUGGGGGGAUAUUGUAUGUCGCAAAAAAUCUUUGUAACUCUAGAAAUAAAACUCAAUUGCUUUUUCAGUCCA